Acomys russatus (golden spiny mouse) is the source of this 704-nucleotide messenger RNA. It is a transcript of the gene Akain1, whose product is annotated as A-kinase anchor inhibitor 1. Bases 79 to 288 code for a protein of 69 amino acids. The transcript is spliced from 2 exons. The record is from RefSeq and is a predicted model, not a curated record. Lineage: Eukaryota; Metazoa; Chordata; Mammalia; Rodentia; Muridae.
GUCCCGCGUCCCGCGCUGGCUCCCGCCCUCCGGCUGCCUACCUUUCUGAACCCAGGGGAGCAGCGGCUGAAGGAAGUCAUGGUGUUCGCUCCAGGUGAAAAGCCUGGGAAUGAGCUGGAGGAAGUGAGGCUGCAGACCGCCAGCAGGAAGAUCGUGCAGAAUGCCAUCCUGCGAGCUGUGCGGCAAGUCUCCCAAGAGAGCCUGCGGGGGAGGGAAGGCAGGCCUGGCGAUGGCAGGGCCCGCGGCCAGCUGGGAGCGCGCGAGCCGCCCAAGAAACACGAGAAGUAAUGGGUGCUGGGCUGGCUCUUGUCACAUGCUUGGUUUCUGCCUUUCCUGUUAGCGUAGGACGCGUCACCAAAAUGUUGCCAAUAAGCAAACCAAAAGCGUCACGGAUGCUUCCAGUAGGAUGAAUUCACGCCAGCCUUCGCGACAAGCCGCAGUUUGCGGACCUGCAUUCUUAGGGACCCUUCACAUCUUCGUGGUACCUCUGGAAGCAGCCGAGCCAGACGUGGCACUCACAUUGCGAAAGUCAUUUUGUAACAAACCUAUUUUCCAAGUUCUUAAAAAAAAAAAAGAAUUCUACAUCUUGUUUAUUUAUACAUUUUUUCCCUGUGAAUUCAACCAGCAGUAUUCAUUCCCCUUUGGAGCUAAUGAGUGCACUUUUGGGUUCUUCAUAAAUAUUUUAAAAGAUGCACUAGGGAGAU